Brachypodium distachyon (stiff brome) is the source of this 1271-nucleotide messenger RNA. Its product is annotated as ribosome biogenesis protein BRX1 homolog 1. The record is from RefSeq and is a predicted model, not a curated record. Gene Ontology annotation, biological process: ribosomal large subunit assembly; rRNA processing. Gene Ontology annotation, cellular component: nucleolus. The transcript is spliced from 8 exons. NCBI's taxonomy places the organism in Eukaryota, Viridiplantae, Streptophyta, Magnoliopsida, Poales, Poaceae. Bases 110 to 1078 code for a protein of 322 amino acids. Gene Ontology annotation, molecular function: rRNA binding.
ACAAGACCCGGUUAAACCCUCCCUCCCUCUUCCCUUCCUCCGCGAGACCCACGAGAACUCACCCGCCGCCGCCGCAGCGCCUUCCGGCUCAAGCCCCAGUUUCCCACCCAUGGCGAAGAAGAGGAAGCGUAGCUCCGAUGCUACCGCCCCUGCCGCCGUACCGAAGCCCGACGACUCUGCGCCGGAGCGGCCGGAGCGCACCCUCUUCGGGUUCAAGGACGACUCCGCCGCCGAGCCUGCUUCUAAGGACGGCGGCCCCGUGGGGCCCUUCUUCCGGAACAAGGAGAAGGUGCUCAUUACGUGCUCCCGCCGCAUAGUCUACAGGUACCGGCAUCUGAUGCAGAACAUGGUGUCGCUGCUGCCGCACGCCAAGAAGGAUAGCAAGGUGGAGGCGAAGCAGAGCAAGGGCAGCGCGCUGAACGAGCUGGUCGAGCUCAGGAGCUGCUCGAGCUGCCUCUUCUUCGAGUGUAGAAAAUCAAAAGAUCUUUACCUUUGGAUGGUGAAGUCUCCAGCAGGGCCAUCAGUGAAAUUUCUAGUCAAUGCCGUUCACACUAUGGAGGAACUGAAGCUCACUGGUAACCAUCUGAAAGGGUCACGUCCUCUGCUAACAUUUUCAUCAAAUUUUGAUCAGCAACCUCACUGGAAGCUCUUGAAGGAAAUGAUAACUCAAAUUUUUGCUACCCCAAAGGAUCAUCGGAAAGCAAAACCUUUUCAUGAUCAUGUGUUUGUCUUCUCCAUUGUGGAUGACCACAUUUGGUUCAGAAAUUACCAGAUUUCCGUGCCCCACAACGAGAUUGACAAAGUUGAUAAAGGAGGCUUGGAUAAAAUGACACUUGUUGAGGUUGGCCCCAGGUUCUGUUUGAAUCCAAUCAAAAUAUUUGGUGGUAGUUUUGGUGGCCCUGUGUUGUAUGAGAACCCAUUCUAUGUGUCUCCCAAUCAGAUCCGCGCACUAGAGAAGCGGAAGAAGGCAGGGAAGUACGCCACGAAGGUGAAGGCCAAGGUGAGGAGGAAGAUGCAUGAGAUGGAGAACACCCUGGAGCCCGAUGAGUUCGCUGAUCUUUGGAAAGGAGAAGACUAGUGCGGCAGCAGCGAUUGUACCAAUGAGAUAGACCUCGUCAAACAAAGGAUUGAACUACUCGCUCUCUCUACCACCAAGCAGUGAAUUUUGCUUACCAUUCUGUGGUAGCUCUUGUAUGACAAAGCAUGCGUUUGCUAUUAUUUACAACAUCUGGAUUUCGGUGCUACUCGUAUACAUCUUGCUUGCCUCUGUC